AUGCACCCGCUUGCCCUGUCCUCCAGCUCGCUCCUCCGCCUCAUCAAGUCGCUCUCGCCGGCGGCGCCGGGGGCGCUCCUGUCGGCCGCCGCCAUCCACUGCCUCCUCCUCAAGCCGGGGCUCCUCCACGCCGGGGCGCACCUCCCCACGGCCCUGCUCACGGCCUACGCCGCGCUCGGCCGCCCGGCCCACGCGCGGGCUCUGUUCGAUGAAAUGCCCGAUCAGGGCCUCGUCGCGCGCACCGCCAUGGCGCGGGCGCACGCGGCGUCCGGGCAGCCGGCCCAGGCCCUCCGGGUGUUCCGCGGCAUGCUCGCGGACGGCCUCGCCCCGGACAACGUUGCCCUGGCCGUCGUGCUGGCCGCGUGCCACUCUCGCACGCUGGCCGCGGGAAGGAUGGUCCAUGCUUUCGUCGUCGUCAGCGGCAUCGAGCCGGACAUGUUCGUCUCUACCCAGCUUGUGAGAGUCUACGGGGAGCGCGGGGAGCUCGCGGUCUCCAGGAGGGUGUUCGACGACAUGCCGGCGAAGAGUGCCGUCGCCUGGAACACCAUGGUGCAUCAGUAUGUCAGGAAUAGACAUGUGGAGGCUGCGUACCAGCUCUUUCUUGCCAUGCCGAGGAGGGAUGUGGUGUCGUGGAACACGGUGAUAGCAGGGUAUUGCCUGGUCGGCCGGUGCAGGGAGGCGCUAGGCUUGUUCCGCCAGAUGGUGUCUCCGUCCUCAUGCCCGGUGCACCCGAAUGGGCCUACAAUGUCCACUGUCCUUGGUGCCUGUGGAGCUGCAGGGUGUUUGGAGACUGGGAUUUGGGUCCAUGCGUAUAUUGACAAGAAUCGGAUGAAUCACAAUGGCACACUGGAUAGAUGCUUGAUAGACAUGUACGCCAAAUGUGGAAGCAUUGACACGGCCUUGCAGGUGUUUGAGAAGGCACCUGGGAAGAGGGACCUCUACUCAUGGACAACAGUGAUUUGUGGACUAGCGAUGCAUGGUCGUGCCGCUGAUGCCUUGCGGAUGUUUCACAUGAUGCAAGAUGGUGGUAUGCGCCCUGAUGAUGUUACUCUCGUCGGGGUCCUGAAUGCGUGUGCACAUGGAGGGCUAGUGGACCAAGGCCUUGACUACUUCUACUCCAUGCAGGAGAAAUAUGGAAUCACACCCAAGAUUGAACACUAUGGCUGCAUGGUCGAUCUUCUCGGCCGCGUCGGGCGAUUGGCAGAGGCAUAUAGGAUGAUAAAGACAAUGCCAAUGAAACCUAACAUGGUGAUAUGGGGAGCCUUCCUGAGCGCAUGCAAAGUCCAUGGCAGCUUGGAGCUUGCCGAGAUUGCGGCGGCGGAAGUUACCAGGUUGGAUCCGGAUGACCCUUGGGCAAGGGUGAUGAUGUCCAGCAUGUACGCAAAAGCCCAGAACUGGAGCGGCCUCGCCAGGGAGAGGAGGGAAAUGAACAGCCUGCGGAUGAAGAAAACUCCAGGGUGCAGCUCGGUCGAGCUUGACGGUGAGGUGCAUGAGUUUGUGGCCGGUGGCAGCCAGCAUCCUCUGCAUGCUGAGAUUUGUACUGUGCUGGAGUGUGUUGAGGCGCAGUCACAUACAGGUUGAGACACGCAAAGCUCUUGUGCUGGGAUUUUUUGCAGGUGGAGCUAAGGGUGAAAAUUUAAUGAUUUAUUGAGCCUUUCAGUAUGGUGGUGCUGAGCUCUUUCCUUUGUGAGCCAGCAUACAGAGGAGGGCCUAAGAAAAAAAAUUCAGUUGGUCAUAAUGCGAAGAACUCAUGAAGUUAAUAAGCUGCCAGCACCGAGUAAAUGUUGAAGCUGUUGUGGCCAUUGUGCACUUCAAUUCAGAAUCCCGUUGGUAAGCUAAGAAUGCCUGAGCUGGAAGCCUGGAAGCGGAGUUGAAUAUCCUACAUUCUUGCACCAAUGUUCUUGCAUCAGCCAAGCCGUGGUAUUGUCAGUGGAUAUCGCCAACCAAUCAUCCCUGUCAUCAAACCAAACACAACCUAACUGUAUAUCGCGACGCACACUCAUGACUUAGUGUGUCAUGGUUAUCGAGAUGGAGAGGGCGCCACAAUCCUAGUCGCAGGAAUUAUUUGCUAUGAACCGGAAAAGUUUGUUGAUGGAAAAAAUAAUACUGUCUAGUGGAUACUGACGAAUUAUAUGGAUUCUUUGCAUUGCUGGCAGCUAGCAUAUUGUCAUCUAUCAAACAGUCAGAUAUUUUGUCCAAUCGUGAUGUGGCGCGUGUGCGCCUAUGCAAUUUGCCCUCUGCGCCCCCUCCUCUG
Messenger RNA from Triticum dicoccoides, 2254 nucleotides. RefSeq names its product pentatricopeptide repeat-containing protein At5g08510-like. Gene Ontology annotation, molecular function: protein binding; RNA binding. The coding region runs from base 1 to 1581 and encodes 526 amino acids. Gene Ontology annotation, biological process: RNA modification. The record is from RefSeq and is a predicted model, not a curated record. NCBI's taxonomy places the organism in Eukaryota, Viridiplantae, Streptophyta, Magnoliopsida, Poales, Poaceae. The transcript has a single exon.